Molecule: messenger RNA, 3498 nt
Organism: Asparagus officinalis (garden asparagus)
Lineage: Eukaryota; Viridiplantae; Streptophyta; Magnoliopsida; Asparagales; Asparagaceae
Exons: 5
Coding region: 1-3498 (1165 amino acids)
Source: RefSeq, a predicted model, not a curated record
AUGGCAAAAAAGAAAGGAAAAAAUAGGAAGAAAAUCCUUGAAAUUGGAUUAAGAUCGUCGAAUUCAAGCUUCUCUCCAUCUGAGGAUCAUGCUGAUGCUGGAUUUGAUGAAGAUGAUGAAGGAUCCACAUCGGAUCUUAUGGGUUCAACUGGACCUAAGGGAGAAAAGAAAAAAGUUCUAAUGGCAGAUCUUCUAAAUUCUGAUCCACUUUCAUCGCAGCAAGCUGCUUCAACUGAUAAUCUUCCACAGCGGCAUCAGUUCUUGAAUUCAGCAUGUAAUUCUGUUAAAAAUCUUGAUUACUCUGUGAUUUCUGCAAGGAAUCAAGAUUGUCUUACUCCGCAAGUGAUUGUUGGAUCUCGUGCCUCUUUGGGGUCUCGAUCUGGUACUGGUGGAUCUGGUAAGGUUUCUUGGGCUGAUGAAGUUGAAUUUGCUCGUGAUCAGUUAAAUUUGAAUCCUGCUAGUUCAUUGGAUGCCAAUAUUCAAAGUAAUCUGAUUUCUCUACUGGACGAUUCCUCUGUUCCUAUUAAGAAUAAUUUCAAGAAUCUAAAUGACAAAAAUGAGAGCUUAAAGGAUGCUGGAAAUCUGGAUUCCUCUGAUAAGAAUGAUAUAAAUAAUGAAGGAAAUCUGGUUAUUGAUUCUGGAAAUGUCAAGAAAAGUUGGAUUAGCCUAUUUGCUGAUAAUAGGAAAACUGGUUGUGGUUUGAACUUAAACUUUGUGAAGCCAGAAAAUAAUGAUUUUGUGUCAUUUAGUGAGGAGGAAUGGAAUGAAGGACUAAGGUUAAAUCUGUGGAGUUCAAAGGCUAUAAGCAAAAUUGCAAGUCAUGUGGGUAAACCUGUUGCCACUGAUAAGCUCACUGCUAGUAAGCAAAGGUUGGCUUAUGCUAGGGUUUUGGUUGAAGUCCAUAUGCCCUCCUCUCUUCCAGACUCUAUUCCUAUACAUGGACCUAAUGGUCAAGUAUAUAAUCAAAAAGUGAUCUAUGAGUUCAAACCUAAAUGGUGUGAUAGUUGCAAAAUUGUGGGGCAUGAUACUAAUUUCUGUAAAAAGCAUCCUAAGAUUCAGAAACGGGUACCUAAGACUAGUGCAGGAAUUUCUGACAAGUUUAUUCAUACACAUAACCAGCAUGAGGAUCAGAUACAAAAAAGCCCUUGUAAACUUGUGCAUGCUGUGCAUGUUAAGGCACAAUCAGCAAAUGUUGCUGGAUCUCUUCCUAAGUUGUCUGAAGGUGAUGAGAAUCUGAAGAGUAAUCAGAUAAGCAAAAGCUCUAGCAAGUCUGUGCAUGAUGUGCAUGUUCAGGCACAAACUGCAAAUGUUGCUGUUGAAGACACUAGUCUGCCUGGGGAGCUUGAGCUGGAGGGUUUUUCUAGUAGGGAUAAUGUUCAGGCAUUUUCUGCUGGAAAAAUUAAAGGCUUGGCUGAUAGCAGUAAGUAUCCAUCAGGGAGUAAAGCUGUGCAGGCUGUGCAUGUUCAAGAAUUUGGUUUUGUUGGAUCUAAUAAAGGCAAAAGUUUGCAGUCCUCUAAAACAUGGUCUGUGGUGAUGGGAGAAUUAAGGCAAAUUCAACAUAGAGUUGGUAAUAAGCCUUGGAUUCUCAGUGGUGAUUUCAAUGCUAUAUCUGAUGAUGAGGACAAAUUAGGUGGAGCUAUGGUUACUGUGGCUGAAACACUGGAUAUCAGAGAAUUCAUUGAUGACUGUCAACUUACUCACUUGAAAACUGAAGGGUGUUUCUUUACUUGGAACAACAAACAAGAGGCAAAUUCCAGAGUAUGGAGUAGACUUGAUAGAACUCUGGUCAAUGAUGCUUGGAUUAAUCUAUAUAACUCUAGCCAUGUUGAAUAUUUGCUACCCAAUUGCUCCGAUCAUUCUCCUGCAUUGGUGUCAAUAUAUGAUGAAUGUGUCCAAGGGAAAAAACCUUUCAAAUUUUUCAAUAUGUGGAGCAAGCAUGAUGAUUACUUACCCACUGUGACUUCCAUCUGGCAAGGGAAAAUUCCAGGCUGUAUCAUGUUUUCAGUGACCAGUAAAUUGAAGCUCCUGAAAAUAGCUCUCAAAGACUUAAAUAAGAAAAAAUUUCACAAUAUAUCUGAGCAAGUUAUCAGAGCAAGGAUAAAUCUACAGAAUGCCCAAAAGUAUUUACAAUCAGAUCAUCUUAAUGCUGACUUGAUUGAACAGGAAAAAAAAUACAUGCUCACUUACAAUAAGCUGCUGGAGUGUGAAAUUUCUUUCUAUCAACAAAAAUCUAGGAUUCAAUGGUGUACUCAAGGGGACAGGAGUUCAAGUUUUUUUCACUCAGCUGUCAAAGCUAAAAGGCAUCUCAAUAGAGUUAAUGUUCUCUAUGAUAGUGCAGGAAACAGAAUUACUGAUGGUGACUUAAUCAUUCAGGAGCUACUUGAGUACUACAAGCAACUAUUGGGUUCAAGCACAAUUCUAGUCAAGUCUGGUAGUAAUGUCAUUCACAGUGGUCCAUGUUUAAAUGAUGCUCAAAUAAAUUUCUUAUCUUCAGCUGUGACUAGAGAUGAAAUUAGACAUGCUGUCUUCUCAAUGGAUGAUAGGAAAGCUCCGGGCCCUGAUGGAUUUGGUAUAUCCUUCUACAAGUCAGCUUGGUGCAUUAUUGGCGAUGAGGUAUCUGAAGCUAUUCUGGAAUUCUUUAAAACAGGUAAAAUUCUGGGCAUGAUAAAUUCUACUGCCAUCACUUUGAUUCCAAAAGUGAAGUGUCCUAAGACCCCAUCAGACUUCAGACCUAUAGCUUGUUGCAAUAGUCUCUACACAAUUAUUUCCAAAAUUCUGGCUAAUAGGAUCAAAUCUGUGAUGGGAUACUUAAUUAAUGAUAGCCAGUCUGCAUUUGUUAAAGGAAGACAAAUCUCUAGCAACAUCCUUCUUGCAAAUGAGAUUGUGAAGAACUAUAACAGGAAGCAUAUCUCUCCUAGAAUUAUGUUGAGUAUUGAUAUCAAAAAAGCCUUUGAUACUGUUAACUGGGAUUUCCUAAAUGAGAUGUUAAAAGGCCUUGGAUUUCCUGUCAAUUUCAUCAACUGGAUCAUGGUUUGCAUUUCAACUCCUAAAUUCUCUCUAUCGUUAAAUGGUACUCUUCAUGGGUAUUUCAAAGGCAAGAGGGGUCUAAGGCAAUGUGAUCCUAUCUCUCCAUACUUAUUCAAUUUGGGUAUGGAAUUUCUCUCAAGAAGGCUGGACUUGCUUAAGGAGAAUAGAUCAUUUAAGUAUCAUCCAGGAUGCGGUAAGCUUAAAAUAUCUCAUCUUAUGUUUGUUGAUGACCUUCUACUCUUCUCCAAAGGAGAUUCUCAUUCAGUGGAGCUGCUCCUCAAUUGUUUUAAAGACUUUUGUACUGUGUCUGGGCUUGAAGCAAAUCCAGACAAAUGCAAAGUAUUCUAUGGAGGAGUUGAUGAUAGCACUAAAGGAUCUGUUAACAGGCUCUUAAAUUUUAAUGAGGGAGUCUUUCCUAUCAAAUAUUUGGGAGUUCCAUUAAUAUCCAAAAGAAUAUCCUUCAACGAUUGA